Anolis sagrei ordinatus is the source of this 1219-nucleotide messenger RNA. It is a transcript of the gene RRP7A, whose product is annotated as ribosomal RNA processing 7 homolog A. Gene Ontology annotation, cellular component: UTP-C complex; CURI complex. Gene Ontology annotation, biological process: ribosomal small subunit assembly; rRNA processing. Lineage: Eukaryota; Metazoa; Chordata; Lepidosauria; Squamata; Anolidae. The record is from RefSeq and is a predicted model, not a curated record. Gene Ontology annotation, molecular function: RNA binding.
ACCACUCCCAGGAUGCUUUGCGGCAAGCGAGGCCACUUCCUGUUCGUGGAGCAAGAUGGCGGCGCCGGGAAGGAGGCACGAGAGGAGCGGGAGGGCGGCCGCCCCCUUGGGCUUCGCGGUAUUACCAGUUAAGUUCUCUGAAAAGCACCAGUCACCUCACUAUCUCUAUGUGAAGGAACACAAAGUCAGGGAGGACAAAGAUCAUAACAGACCUCAAAACAACACCCUUUUUGUUCUGAAUGUCCCUCCAUAUUGUACAGAGGAAUGCUUGUCAAGGCUAUUCUCUGGCUUCGGCUCAGUACAGUCUGUUGAGCUGUGUGAAAAGCCAACGCUGGGAGAAAAAAAGAAACUACCCAAAACAAAGUUCUUUGGUGCAAAAAAAGCUUUGGGUUUCCAGGUUGCUUAUGUGGUCUUCAAGAGUCCUGCUGGAGUGCAGGCUGCCAAAUCCGUAUCAACAGAUGAGCCCCUAGUGCUAUCUUCUAAUAAGUAUCCUGUGCUAACAGGCAUUCAGAAGUGGAUUGCUGAUUAUGCAGCUUCAAUUGUGAAUCCUGUUGAAUUGAAAACAGAAGUGGAUACUUUCAUGCAAGCCUAUGACAAAAAAAUUGCAAAGGAGGAAGAGAAAGCUGAGAAGGAAGACGGUGUCCCAGAUGAGGAAGGGUGGGUGAAGGUGACACGGAAAGGCCGGAAGCCAGGACUUCCACGGACAGAGGCAGCCAACCUGCGAGCGUUGGAGAGGGAAAAACGCAAGAGAGCCCGCAAGGAGCUGCUCAACUUCUAUGCGUGGCAGCAUCACGAGACCAAGAGGGAACAUAUAGCCCAACUAAGGAAGAAAUUUGAAGAGGACAAGCAGAAAAUUGCACUAAUGCGCGCUCAGCGGAAGUUUCGGCCAUACUGAGUUGCAAAGCUGUUCCUAAAAGAAUGGUAGCCACAGGAAAAACUGCAGAGAGGGUUUUAUAUAGUACAGGAAGUCAGAUCUGAUAUCCCCUUUUUCUUCAAUAUUUCGUGAACUGUGACAGAGCACCGUGGCCUUCAAGAAAUGGCCUUCUUGUUUGAUAAAGGCAUGCAGUGCUGAUAGUUCUGAAAUUGAUAUUUGAGUGCAUUAAUUCUUAUUCAUCUAGUGCUUUCCUGCCCACAAAGCAUGAGCACUUCAAAUACAAAUUUCAGAUGCUGUAAACACAUACCUUUGAUUGUAAAUACAUUUUUAUAUGUUACAACAUAA